Triticum aestivum (bread wheat) is the source of this 1726-nucleotide messenger RNA. RefSeq lists its product as uncharacterized. The record is from RefSeq and is a predicted model, not a curated record. NCBI's taxonomy places the organism in Eukaryota, Viridiplantae, Streptophyta, Magnoliopsida, Poales, Poaceae. Gene Ontology annotation, molecular function: protein binding. The transcript has 3 exons. Bases 70 to 1323 code for a protein of 417 amino acids.
GCCUGGUGCGGAUGGUUGGGAUUUAGGACUGCAUACUUGGUUCCGGUGCAGGCUUAUCACCGUUUCAGCAUGUUUUUAAGGAAGCAGAUGGCACAGGCCUAUCACCUUUUCAGCAUGUUUUUCAGGAAGCAGGUGGCACAGGCUUGCAUGAUGGAGGCUGCACAGUAUGGACCUUGGUCAGAUCUUCCACCCGAACUCCUGGGCCUUGUCCUCAAGCGCCUCCCUUCCCUAGCUGACUGUGUUCGUCUGAGGGCAGUCUGUCACCCAUGGCACUCUAACAGUCUGCUGCAACCGCUUCCUCUUCCAUUCCCAUGGAUCGCCCUCCCUGAUGGAACAUUCCUCAGCAUCCCAGGAGGCGAGGUUCACCGCAUGCCUGUACCAGAUGGUGCUAGUUGCCGUGGCUCCAUCGAUAACUGGUUAUUUCUCAUGAGCAGUGAUGAUGCAUGCACAUUGAUGAACCCUUUCUCCAAGACCAUGUUGGAGCUUCCUAAUCUGGUCACAGUUUGGCAGCGUGAGGUACGCUACGAAUCUGAUCCUAAACAACUUGUGUACAAGUUGGCAGUGCCCUCACCCCUCGACCUAUCACCUGAUUCCCUUGUUGCGGCAUUGAUUAUGGAUGAUGGUAAUAUUGAUAUUGGUGCACUUUGCAUUAGCCAGCCAUCGACUGCCACUUAUUCGUUACUAGGCAAAUGGCCGCCAUUAUACCCCGCAUUUGAUGUUGCGUUCGUUGAUGGGAAGUUGUAUGUGGUGUCCGUCUAUGGCAAGCUCUUCAUCGUUGAGUUUUGCAAGAACCUUGGUAGUAAUCAAAAUAUCAAAUGCGUAAUUGAGUCUUUGCGUCAUCAGGAAGAACCAGAAUGCAUUCCUAUAGGGGUGCUGUGUACAAACAGGUCGUAUCUAGUUGAAUGUGGUGGUAGGCUCUUGAUGGUUCAACGAUUUAUUCAUUUACUGGUCCCAGGCCCUCCAACUGGUGCCAGUGGCUAUGAAAAAACUCAGACUGCUGGGUUUGUUGUCCACGAGGCCGACUUGCACUCCGAGCCUUGCCGAUGGAGAAGGAUCAGUGAGUUAGGUGGACAUGCUCUCUUUGUUGGCGAGCAUGGCUCCAAGUCUCUGCCUCAUAGAGAAUGCAGCGGAUCCCAGGAGGACUGUAUCUACUUCAUUUUGGACUAUCACCCUCUAAGGAUUUCUCCAAAUCCAUUCAACGACUGUGGUGUGUACAACAUGAGAAAUGGGAGGAUCAGACCAUUGAUGUCUCAGACUGCAGCACAUGCACAUUGUGCCGGCCAGUGGCGCCCGAGAUGGUUUUUCCCUCCAGGAGCUGUGUGAUCAAUCCAACAGGGUUUGCUCUACUGAAACCUUUAUGGUCAGAGGGGUGUGCAGAUUCUCGUAUGUAUGCCUAACUUGUUCUGCUGAAGGCUGAAGCUUUGUGAUCAGCCCAGCCUGAGGCCCUGAGCGCUGCCCUUCUUUAUCCUAGUGAUAUAUUAUCAUGCGACUUAAGUUAUUAGUUAGUAUGAUCAUCAACCAGCCUUGUUAUGGUUAUCUUUGUCCUAGUGCUAUGUUAUCGUGUGACUUAAGUUAUUAGUUAGGAUGAUUAUCAACCAGCCUUGUUCUGGUUAUCUUUAUCCUAGUGCUAUGUUAUGUAUCAUAUAAUCAUGUGUACUUUUAGUUAGUGUCAUGAUGUACGCUUCAAAUCUGAUGAAUGAUCUCAAUGGGAUUUAUUCGUAUGUCA